UAGAAAAGGCGCUUCCUUGCCUCAGUAAGCGGACCUUUCCCCCCUCCUCCUCCUCCUCCUCUUCCUCCUCUUCCUCCUUCAACCUUCAACUCACUUGUUUACGCCGUGGGGACCCGGAGGAGGAAUCUUCCGCCGCAGAGUUUCCUUUCAGAGAUCCUGGGAGUGGACGGGGAAGUGCGACCUGCUUUCACUCCGUCUCCAGAACAUUUUCCAAGCGGCUCCUCGCCAUGUCUGCUCCUGUUUACCCAGGCUUUCAGAGCAACGCACCCUACCCGAUGCCUCAGCCCGGCGGCCACCCCGGAGCCCCUUACCCGGGUCCCGCGGGCGGGUACGGAGACCCCGGCCAAGCCCCUCCGGCUGGCUUCAACAUGGGCUACGAUCCAGGCCAAGCUCCUGUCAUGUAUCAGCCAGGUCCCGCCGGGCCGGGCCCGAUGGCGGCCCCGGAGUACGGCGCCCCUCACGGAGGGAUCGCGCCGGCCCCGGUCGGGUCUCCAGCUGUGGUGCCUGUCGGGGUCCCACCGGGGCUCGAGUACCUCACGCAGAUUGACCAGAUCCUGAUUCAUCAAAAAGUGGAACUCCUAGAGGUGUUCAUCGGGUUUGAGACCAACAACCAGUACGAGAUAAAGAACAGUCUGGGCCAAAAGAUCUACAAGGCCAAGGAGAAGAACGACUGCUGCACCAGGAACUGCUGCGGCUCGCUGCGCAGCUUCGACAUGAAGAUCAAGGACAACAUGGACCGGGAGGUCAUCCGCCUCAUCCGGCCUUUCCGCUGCGUCUCCUGCUGGUGUCCCUGCUGCCUGCAAGAGAUGGAGGUCCAGUCACCGCCGGGCACCACCAUAGGCUACGUCAAACAGGACUGGCACCCUUUCCUGCCAAAGUUCUCCAUCCAGGGACCCAACAAGGAGACGUUGCUGAAACUGGACGGGCCUUGCUUCGCCUGCAACUGCUGCGGAGACGUCAACUUUGAGCUGAAGAGCAAAGACGGGGACAAGCCCAUCGGUCGCAUCAGCAAGCAGUGGAGCGGCCUUUUGAAGGAAGUCUUCACCGACACCGACAACUUUGGCAUCCAGUUCCCGCUGGAUUUGGAUGUGAAGAUAAAAGCUGUUCUCAUGGGAGCCUGCUUCCUCAUAGAUUUCAUGUUCUUUGAGAAGGUCGGGGAGGCCAACCAGCGCAGCACGGUGUUUUCAUAAGAGGAAAAAAGGAGGAAACAACUACAACACGGGAGCCAAGUUCCAGUAAUGCUUGUUAUCCAGUUCUGUGUUCAUGUACUUUGCAUUAUUGCAUUUGUUUUUCUUCAAUUCCUGUCUUGACCAGAUUUGAGCCUAAAUGGUGCUAAUCCCAGGAUUAUUUUACACACACAGACCAAAAUGAACUCACAAACUCUUGAUUCCAGAUGCCUGCAUUGGAUUGUUUUGUUAAAUCUAUCCAAAUCCACAUGUUCCUUGCACUCUUUUUGAUGUGGCUGAUUUUUACCUCCAUUUUUAAUUCCUGCCAAAGAAAGUCAACCAUGUUCAUAUUUAUUGCCGUGUACUUUUACCCAUGCCGAUUGUCGGCAUGGUAACCAUUCAACCUUUUGAACGUCGGGUAGUAUGCUGACAUCAGCAGUUACCACAACGCACCAAACACCGCCUCAGAGUUUUAGUCUGGCUGUAUGCUAUUGAUCUUAUAAAUAACAAAAAAAAACAUUGAAACAUUAUUCAGAUCUUAUAGGAUAAAUGGUAGUGUCUUUUGGUCAACAGUUCUUACCAAAGUGCUCUUUUUCUACCUCUCUCUCUCUCUCGAGACCUUCUGCCUUCAGUGUACAUUCCAUCUUAACAAUACUGUAGUACAGGCUACAGUGCAAAUGCUCUCUUGCUCCACCUGUGCUUUAGUGGUUACCAUGGACACUGGUGUCACUGACUAACCUGCUCCAGAUGCCGCUGCCUUUAACAUGUGCCACUGCAAUAAUACAGUAAUCUGUGUGAAGGAGGACUGGAAGGAAAAACUCAAAAGCAGAAGCUAAGGUCACUCCCAGUCACUCGGUGGCGGAGUAUUAGGAAACACGUUGACUUUCUGUAACUUAGUGUAGCGGGAAGAGACCUGAACGUGAACUUGUGAAAUCCGAUUGUGCCGUGGAUCGUUGCGCUUUAGCCUGGAUUAUAAGAAAAAUGUCAGGCGUGUGUUUCGCGAAUGCUCCGAGUGCCUCGUGAAGGCAACUCUCUGCUUUUUGUGUUUCUCUCUCGUGAGACAACAUGGGUGCGCCUCCCGUGAGGCUUGGUUGCUGUUAAAUGCAGCUCGCUGACGUCAGCAACCCCCUGUGUCUUUAUACAUUGUACAUGCGAUCAUCAACCUCUGUGCAGCCUGACCUCAGACAAAGAAAGUACGACCAAAUGUUGUACAGCACAUUCAUUUGUUCAUUAUGUCAGUAUGAGGAUCAUCCACUGUUUGUGUUUUUUUAAUCUGCUGCGAGCGAGAUGUGUGUCUAUUAGAAUAAUUGUAAAAUACCCUGUACUUCAUAAAUAAAUAAAUGUAUAUGAAUCCAUA
Pungitius pungitius (ninespine stickleback) is the source of this 2523-nucleotide messenger RNA. Its product is annotated as phospholipid scramblase 2-like. Bases 228 to 1190 code for a protein of 320 amino acids. The record is from RefSeq and is a predicted model, not a curated record. Gene Ontology annotation, cellular component: plasma membrane. Gene Ontology annotation, molecular function: phospholipid scramblase activity. The transcript is spliced from 8 exons. Gene Ontology annotation, biological process: plasma membrane phospholipid scrambling. NCBI's taxonomy places the organism in Eukaryota, Metazoa, Chordata, Actinopteri, Perciformes, Gasterosteidae.